CGUUACAUAAAAACAUUCAAGAGAAAAUACGAAAAGAAAUACAAGACGUAUUGGGAGAUAAGAUACCCACAUCACUGGAUGAUUUGACUCGUUUGACUUAUGUUAGAGCUGUCAUCAAGGAAACUUUGAGACAUAGUGGUACUAGCAAUCUAACACUUCGGAAGUUAGAUAGGGACUUUCUUAUCCAGAACAAAUACUUUAUUCCCAAAGACGCUUUUGUCGUAAUUCCUACACGUCUUCUUCAUCGAAAUUCAGAUUACUGGAGUAAUCCUGACGAGUUUGAUCCCGACCGGUUUAUGGAAACCAACGAAAAAGUCGAGAAUAGACCACGAAUGGCAUACGUUCCGUUUGGGUUUGGAGCUCGGUCAUGUCUUGGACAGAGAUUUGCGAUGAAUACACUUUCGUUGAUAGCUUGCUUGUUUGUUAGAAAAUUUGACAUAGAUGCUGUUACCAAAGAGGAUGAGAUAGUUUGGAAGACUAACAUAUUUUCGGAUCAUUCAAGCAAUGGCAUUUGGUUAAGAUUUAGUCCGAGAAAUGAAGGACGUCAAAGCAGUCAAAUUGAAUAA
Molecule: messenger RNA, 566 nt
Organism: Paraglomus occultum
Lineage: Eukaryota; Fungi; Glomeromycota; Glomeromycetes; Paraglomerales; Paraglomeraceae
Source: the annotation of a GenBank genome assembly